Molecule: messenger RNA, 1147 nt
Organism: Juglans regia (Persian walnut)
Lineage: Eukaryota; Viridiplantae; Streptophyta; Magnoliopsida; Fagales; Juglandaceae
Product: protein-lysine methyltransferase METTL21C
Exons: 7
Coding region: 110-874 (254 amino acids)
Source: RefSeq, a predicted model, not a curated record
GUGCGGGGCCAGGAAGGAAACAGAGAAGGAAGCGUUGGCUAGGUCUGGUCUCUCUGGUCUGUAGCGGCAGCCUGGAUUGAAAGAAAAAGAACGAAAAACAAGCAAGAGAAUGGAUAUAGCUUUAUUCUCUCCAUCUUCGCUUUUCCCCGACGAAGAUGACACUUCUUCUCAUAAUGAGAAGACAGAGGCUCAGCAAAGCUACGAGGAGAGGAGGCAUGAAUUUCCCGGAAUGGAGUUGUUCAUCCGGGAAUUUUCGUUUCACCAGUUGAAUGCCAAUUUACUCUGGCCUGGGACAUUUGCUUUUGCAGAAUUUUUGGUUCAGCACCGUUCAUGGAUAGAAGGCCGGCGAUGCAUUGAAUUGGGCAGUGGCACUGGUGCUUUGGCCAUAUAUCUCCGAAAGUCUUUUUGUCUUGACAUCACGACAUCAGACUAUGAUGACCAGGAAAUUGAAGAGAACGUAGCUCAUAACUGCAGGGCUAACGGGAUUAUACCUGUCCUUCCUCACAUAAAGCAUACAUGGGGAGAAACCUUUCCUAUCACUGACCCAGAUUGGGACCUGAUUAUUGCUAGUGAUAUCUUAUUGUAUGUGAAACAGUACACAAACUUGAUAAAGACUUUGUCCUUUCUUCUCAAAUCUUACAAGCCCAAGGAUAACAAAGCAGUUAAAAGGAUGGAGAUUGAACAGAAUGGUGAAGCAGGGGUCGGGUUUCCCCAGCCAGUAUUUUUAAUGAGCUGGAGGCGCAGAAUUGGGAAGGAGGAUGAGUCCCUCUUCUUUACUGGCUGUGAGAAUGUUGGUCUUGAAGUAAAGCACAUUGGUUCCCGUGUGUAUUGCAUCAAGCCCAGGCAUGCUACUGUUUCUGGAGACAAUAUAUAGUUAAUAGUUGAAGCUGAAAUUAGAAAUUGCAAUCAGUUGAGUCGAACAAGGUCAAUAAUUCUUUGCACUCCCAUUUUUCUUUUUUAGAAUUUUCAGUAGAUAUGCUUACAUCGGGAGUGUUUUGGUAUUCCUUGAGCACAAUAGUUAUGUUGUCAUUCAAGAGUUUGAGAUGAAUUUUGGUCAGCUUUUUCUUAUUCAUGUAAAAUCAUCUGUGGCCUCUCUGUACACAAAUGACUGCCAUUGUUUUGGAAGAUUACCCAUCAUUUACGACCA